Messenger RNA from Varanus komodoensis (Komodo dragon), 1661 nucleotides. It is a transcript of the gene ADRB3, whose product is annotated as adrenoceptor beta 3. Gene Ontology annotation, cellular component: membrane. The record is from RefSeq and is a predicted model, not a curated record. The transcript has 3 exons. Gene Ontology annotation, biological process: positive regulation of heart contraction; norepinephrine-epinephrine-mediated vasodilation involved in regulation of systemic arterial blood pressure; adenylate cyclase-activating adrenergic receptor signaling pathway. NCBI's taxonomy places the organism in Eukaryota, Metazoa, Chordata, Lepidosauria, Squamata, Varanidae. Bases 1 to 1374 code for a protein of 457 amino acids. Gene Ontology annotation, molecular function: beta3-adrenergic receptor activity; epinephrine binding; beta1-adrenergic receptor activity.
AUGGCUCCUGCUUGGCCCCCCAACGGGACGUGGCCGGGCGACGGGGCGUCCGGCAACGGCAGCGGCGAUUGUUCGUGGGCGCUUUGCAGCCUGGGCCGGCAGGGGGCGCUCGGCGCCGCCCUCAGCCUGGCCGUGCUGGUGACGGUGGCCGGCAACCUGCUGGUGGUCGUGGCCAUCGCCAGGACGCCCCGCCUGCAGACCAUGACCAACCUUUUCAUCACCUCGCUGGCCUGCGCGGAUCUCAUCAUGGGCCUGCUGGUGGUACCGCCGGGGGCCACGCUGGUGCUGAGCGGCCGCUGGCCCUAUGGCACCACCGCCUGCGAGCUGUGGACCUCGCUGGAUGUGCUCUGCGUGACAGCGAGCAUCGAGACCCUGUGCGCCAUCGCUGUGGACCGCUACCUGGCCAUCACGGCCCCCCUGCAGUACGAGGUACUGGUGACCAAGGCCAGAGCCCGGGGUGUGGUGUGCUUGGUCUGGGCCGUGGCGGCCUUCAUCUCCUUCCUGCCCAUCAUGAACCACUGGUGGCGCGACGGGGCUGAUGCCGAGGCCCUGCGCUGCUACCAGGACCCGCAGUGCUGUGACUUCGUCACCAAUAUGCCCUACGCCAUCCUGUCUUCCAUCGUCUCCUUCUAUGUGCCUCUGCUGGUCAUGGUCUUCGUUUACGCCCGGGUCUUUGCUGUGGCCACCCGGCAGUUGCACGUCAUUGAGAAGGACAAGGGCAGGUUCUUGCCAGAUGCCGCCAAAGGCUCUCGGCGGAGAAGGCCCUCCCGCCUCCUGCUGGCCAUCAAGGAGCACAAGGCCCUCAAGACCUUGGGCAUCAUCAUGGGGAUCUUCACCCUCUGCUGGCUGCCCUUCUUCGUGGCCAACGUCAUCAAGGUUUUUGCCCGGUCCCUUGUCCCUGACCAGCUCUUUCGCUUCUUCAACUGGCUGGGCUAUGUCAACUCAGCCUUCAACCCCAUCAUCUACUGCCGCAGCCCCGACUUCAGGUGUGCUUUCAAGAAGCUGCUGUGCUGUCCCCGGAGCACCAGUCGCUGCCUCCACACUGUCCCCCGGGACAUGCACAGGUGGCCCUGUGCCUUCCGUCCCCGGGCCCUGUCGGAGAAGGACAGCAAGCCCAUUGCAACAGUGGCCAGAGAGGAAGAUGAGGAGGAGGAGGAGGAGGAGGAGGAAGAGGAGGUGGGCACUGGCAGUACCAGCAGUGGCUCCAGCAGCAGGACUGGGGAAGCCAAGCUCUCCUGCCUCACCAGCAAUGGACACAGCGGGACACAGCGUCCACUGGGUGAAGUCCAGGUCCAAGGCACUCAGAUCACCUUGUGCCCACAGCUGGAAGAAUUCCCCACUGAAGAAGACAAAAACGAGGGACAUGGAAUGUGAACAGAGGAGGAAGCACAGAGAAAACUUGCCGCAGGGGAAGAGCUGAACCUGAGUCGGUGCUGAGAACAACCUUGGUUCUUGUGAAGAAGAGCUUCUCACCUUGCACCAGUUUGUCCCUUUUGCAUGUCCAACUGGGACCACCUGCUGUAUCCUCCCUCUGGGGAGUAAAAGCGCUCCAUCAAUGGGGUUACUGUAGGGAUGGCUAUUUGGCUUGAGGAAGUAUGGAAGCUGAAUUCCAGAGCCAUUGAUACUAAGUUAUCAUCUAUGUAAAUCCAACAAUGUGCUAA